ACUCGUGCGUUGACCGUGAUGUCGAGAGAAAACGGAUGCUGCGGAGCGCAUCCCUGUCACGGCGCCCAUCAGAGAGGAGGAAAGGUCUGGGUGGAAGGAAUCUGCACUGUUCUCUUAUAGCUACGCUUUGUUACCAAAAGAGACCGCUCCUGGUUUGAUAGAAAGAAAAAUAGAGGGCAGAGCUGCUCCCCGGUUUCUCGAAAGAACAUCAAAAGACUACUAAGCAUUUUGGCAGACAUAACCUGGGGUGUACGUGGGUUGGGUUUGGGGCAGACAUGGGCUGGGUUGUAGGUGGGUUGGGUUUGGUAAUUCGUUGCUGAGUUAGCUGGCUGGCUGUUCUCAUUUCUAAAACGCUAUGGCUAAGCAGUAUGAUGUGCUCUUCCGACUCCUGCUUCUCGGUGAUUCCGGGGUUGGAAAAACAUGUUUAUUAUGCAGAUUCACGGACAACGAAUUUCACCCGUCUCACAUCUCCACAAUCGGAGUCGAUUUCAAAAUGAAGACGCUGGAGAUUGAUGGCAUCAAAGUACGGAUACAGAUAUGGGACACAGCAGGACAGGAGAGAUAUCAGACCAUCACUAAGCAGUACUACAGACGAGCACAGGGAAUCUUCCUGGUUUACGACAUCACAAGUGAGCGAUCCUUCCAGCACAUUAUGAAGUGGGCCAGUGAUGUGGACGAGUAUGCUCCUGAUAACAUCCAGAAGAUCCUCAUAGGGAACAAGUCAGAUGAGGAGGAGAAGAGGCAGGUAGCUACAGAACAGGGAAACAAGCUGGCCAAGGACUAUGGGAUGGACUUCUUUGAGACAAGUGCCUUCACCAACCAUAACAUAACAGAGUCCUUCAAGCGAUUGGCUGAGCAGGUCCUGUCGGCCAAUAAGAAGGACCUGGACCUCCUGAGGGCAUCAGUCACAGACGAGCUCAACCUCGCCGCCCUGGAGGAGGAGGAGGGCAUCACAGACGGGGCCGAUGCCUCACAGAAGGGCUGCUGGUGUUAAGGGUCAAAAGUGGUACACUAUGUAGGGCAUAGGGGUGAGAAACGUAGUGCACUAUAUAGGGAAUAGGGUGCCACUUCUCCUUAUGUAAGGACUGGGUCUGGCUGCAUUUUAAAAUCACACCCUAUUCCUUAUGCGAGCUCUGGUUGAAAGUAGUUACACUUUGUAGGGAAUAGGGUGACAAAAGUGGUGCACUAUGUAGGGAAUAGGGUGUGUGGGGGGGGGGUGACACUUCUCACUUCUCGUAGCUGAUUGCCUUUCUACCAUUGUAGGUGGUGUACUGGCGUUUGAUCGUUUUUUUUUUUUUUUUACCAAUGAUGUAUAUAAACCCUGGAUUGGUUAUGCUGUGUAUUGGCCAAUGAGAGGCUUUGAAGCCACCGGUCGGCCAUAUUGGCACUCCUCAGAAACGCAGUCCCUUAUAGGAGUGAAUGGAAUUCUACAGUAUUUCAUUUAAAUGCUUCAAGGACAAAAUUACAUGUAUUUAAGUAUUUUUUGUUAUAGUGGGGAAGGUAAAAUUAGUACUUUCUAAAAAAUGAUACUUUAAGAAAAAUGUUUUUAUAUAUAUAUAUUUUUUUGUAUGUUUAGCUCACAAUAUAAUUUAAAAGUAUGCAUAAAGGUGUA
Molecule: messenger RNA, 1612 nt
Organism: Coregonus clupeaformis (lake whitefish)
Lineage: Eukaryota; Metazoa; Chordata; Actinopteri; Salmoniformes; Salmonidae
Product: ras-related protein Rab-15-like
Exons: 6
Coding region: 356-994 (212 amino acids)
Biological process (GO): Rab protein signal transduction
Molecular function (GO): GTP binding; GTPase activity
Source: RefSeq, a predicted model, not a curated record